GCUGAUCAUCGGAUCAAUCCCACUGAGGACAACAAUGCAGCAGUACGGGUUUGCUCCUCCGCUGCAGGGUCCCAGCCAGUCCCAGCUUUACCAGGGAGGGGCACAGGCUUCUGCCCCACCUGUAACAUCAAUGCCACCUCCAUCUUUCUCAGAGAGUGCGUUUGGCACAGUGAACAUAAAGGAUGAUGACGACACCGAGUAUACCAAAGGAGACAUGAACUAUGCUCCAGUAUACGCUUACUACAACUGGGGACAAACAGCCCAGCCUUCAGCUCCUCAACAGUAGAUAUAUCUUCAUCGGCAGCUGUAACAACAUGCAACAGCUCAGCAUUCAGCUCCUCUACAGUGGACAAUUCUUCACCAAUAGCAGCUGUAACAACAUGCAACAGCUCAGCCGUCACCAUCACAGCAGAAACAUCUUCACCAAUAGCAGCUGUAACAACAUGCAACAGCUCAGCCGUCACCUUCACAGCAGAAACAUCUUCAUCAAUAGCAGCUGUAACAACAUGCAACAGCUCAGCCGUCACCAUCACAGCAGAAACAUCUUCAUCAAUAGCAGCUGUAACAACAUGCAACAGCUUAGCCACCAGCUCCUCCAUAGUGGACAAUUCUUCAUCAAUAGCAGCUGUAACAACACGCAACAGCUCAGCCACCAGCUCCUCCACAGUGGACAAUUUUUCAUCAAUAGCAGAUGUAACAAUAUGCAACAGUUCAGCCUUCAGCUCCUCCACAGUGGACAAUUCUUCAUCAAUAGCAGCUGUAACAACAUGCAACAGCUCAGCCACCAGCUCCUCCACAGUGGACAAUUUUUCAUCAAUAGCAGCUGUAACAAUAUGCAACAGUUCAGCCUUCAGCUCCUCCACAGUGGACAAUUCUUCAUCAAUAGCAGCUGUAACAACAUGCAACAGCUUAGCCACCAGCUCCUCCACAGUGGACAAUUUUUCAUCAAUAGCAGCUGUAACAAUAUGCAACAGUUCAGCCUUCAGCUCUUCCACAGUGGACAAUUCUUCAUCAAUAGCAGCUGUAACAACAUGCAACAGCUUAGCCACCAGCUCCUCCACAGUGGACAAUUUUUCAUCAAUAGCAGCUGUAACAAUAUGCAACAGUUCAGCCUUCAGCUCCUCCACAGUGGACAAUUCUUCAUCAAUAGCAGCUGUAACAACAUGCAACAGCUCAGCCACCAGCUCCUCCACAGUGGACAAUUUUUCAUCAAUAGCAGCUGUAACAAUAUGCAACAGUUCAGCCUUCAGCUCCUCCACAGUGGACAAUUCUUCAUCAAUAGCAGCUGUAACAACAUGCAACAGCUUAGCCACCAGCUCCUCCACAGUGGACAAUUUUUCAUCAAUAGCAGCUGUAACAAUAUGCAACAGUUCAGCCUUCAGCUCUUCGACAGUGGACAAUUCUUCAUCAAUAGCAGCUGUAACAACAUGCAGCAGCUUAGCCACCAGCUCCUCCACAGUGGACAAUUUUUCAUCAAUAGCAGCUGUAACAAUAUGCAACAGUUCAGCCUUCAGCUCCUCCACAGUGGACAAUUCUUCAUCAAUAGCAGCUGUAACAACAUGAAACAGCUUAGCCACCAGCUCCUCCACAGCGGACAAUUUUUCAUCAAUAGCAGCUGUAACAAUAUGCAACAGUUCAGCCUUCAGCUCCUCCACAGUGGACAAUUCUUCAUCAAUAGCAGCUGUAACAACAUGCAACAGCUCAGCCACCAGCUCCUCCACAGUGGACAAUUUUUCAUCAAUAGCAGCUGUAACAAUAUGCAACAGUUCAGCCUUCAGCUCCUCCACAGUGGACAAUUCUUCAUCAAUAGCAGCUGUAACAACAUGCAACAGCUUAGCCACCAGCUCCUCCACAGUGGACAAUUUUUCAUCAAUAGCAGCUGUAACAAUAUGCAACAGUUCAGCCUUCAGCUCCUCCACAGUGGACAAUUCUUCAUCAAUAGCAGCUGUAACAACAUGCAACAGCUCAGCCACCAGCUCCUCCACAGUGGACAAUUUUUCAUCAAUAGCAGCUGUAACAAUAUGCAACAGUUCAGCCUUCAGCUCCUCCACAGUGGACAAUUCUUCAUCAAUAGCAGCUGUAACAACAUGCAACAGCUUAGCCACCAGCUCCUCCACAGUGGACAAUUUUUCAUCAAUAGCAGCUGUAACAAUAUGCAACAGUUCAGCCUUCAGCUCCUCCACAGUGGACAAUUCUUCAUCAAUAGCAGCUGUAGCAACAUGCAACAGCUUAGCCACCAGCUCCUCCACAGCGGACAAUUCGUCAUCAAUAGCAGCUGUAGCAACAUGCAACAGUUCAGCUUUCAGCUCCUCCACAGUGGACAAUUCUUCAUCAAUAGCAGCUGUAGCAACAUGCAACAGCUUAGCCACCAGCUCCUCCACAGCGGACAAUUCGUCAUCAAUAGCAGCUGUAACAAUAUGCAACAGCUCAGCCGUCACCUUCACAGCAGAAACGUCUUCAUCAAUAGCAGCUGUAACAACAUGCAACAACAGCUCAGCUAUCAGCUCCUCCACAGUGGAUACAUCUUCACGCAAUAGCAGCUGUAACAACAUGCAACAGCUCAGCCUUCAGCCCUUCCCUGUAUCUGGACCAGACAAUCCAGUGAUUAACAUCAUGAGCAUCGAAGUACGCCA
This is a messenger RNA of Haliotis rufescens (red abalone), 2633 nucleotides long. Its product is annotated as arrestin domain-containing protein 3-like. Gene Ontology annotation, cellular component: cytoplasm. The record is from RefSeq and is a predicted model, not a curated record. Gene Ontology annotation, biological process: protein transport. Bases 222 to 2537 code for a protein of 771 amino acids. The transcript is spliced from 2 exons. NCBI's taxonomy places the organism in Eukaryota, Metazoa, Mollusca, Gastropoda, Lepetellida, Haliotidae.